Diceros bicornis minor is the source of this 4167-nucleotide messenger RNA. It is a transcript of the gene CCHCR1, whose product is annotated as coiled-coil alpha-helical rod protein 1. Gene Ontology annotation, cellular component: centriole. The transcript is spliced from 18 exons. The coding region runs from base 577 to 2907 and encodes 776 amino acids. Gene Ontology annotation, biological process: protein export from nucleus; cell differentiation. Lineage: Eukaryota; Metazoa; Chordata; Mammalia; Perissodactyla; Rhinocerotidae. The record is from RefSeq and is a predicted model, not a curated record.
AAGCCGGGGCCAGGAGGGGCGCGGCCUCCGCGCGCGGGCAGCGCCGACCCCGCCUUUGGAAUUCCCGGGCCCGAACUUCGCGCCGAGCGAGCCCGCCCCCCGUGCCGUUCCUGAUUGGCCGGCUCAUUUGUGCUCCUCCUCUCCAUUGGGCGGCGCGCUUGGAGGCUCUCCGAUCUCCCGCCUUCCGCUUUUUCUGAUUAGUUCACAAGUUUUCCCGGGUUCCCGGAGUUGGGAGGAGCCGCCGGGGCGCGGAGCUGCCCCAACGCCUUAGUUGGGCCCGGCUUCAGACACUACUGCGCCUGCGUGCACCUCUUCCCCUCCUCCUUCCGGGGUGAAACGGGCUUUAGAGCGGCCCGCCAACCUGCGCGCUUUGCGCAGGCGCGGUCAGGGGCGGAGGCCGCGCCCGGGAGCAAGGUGUAGGGGGUGUGGUCAAAGGGCAGAGGUGGGCUCUCGCGCUGGGGGCUUUCUCUUUGGAAGGUGGCCUGAAAGUUGAAUUGGAGUGUCCUUGUUUCUCCUAUUGUCCAGGGGAACAUAGAUGGCUGGACACUGAAUCUAGAGGCUUCAAAUAAUGUGGAGAUGUUUCGACCUUCAGGUUCCACUGGGCUGAUUCCCCCAUCCCACUUCCAAGCUCGGCCCCUUCCAACUGUGCCAAGAAUGGCUCCCACUUGGGUCUCAGACAUUCCCCUGCUCCAACCCCCAGCCCAUCAAGAUGUCUCAGAAAGGCGGCCAGACAACCAGAGACCUCAAGUGAUCAUGUGGGAACGAGGUGUUUCUGACAAUGGGCAGGAGCCAGGGCAGAGAGGCAGGUCCAUAGAGGGGUCGCAGGCCCUGAGCCAGCAGGCUGAGCUGAUCUCUCGGCAGCUGCAAGAGCUGCGGCGGCUUGAGGAGGAGGUCCGGGUCCUGCGGGAGACCUCGCUGCAGCAGAAGAUGAGGCUAGAGGCCCAGGCCAUGGAGCUGGAGGCUCUGGCACGGGCGGAGAAGGCCGGCCGAGCUGAGGCCGAGGGCCUGCGUGCUGCCUUGGCUGGGGCCGAGGUUGUCCGGAAGAACCUGGAAGAGGGGAACCAGCGGGAGCUGGAGGAGGUUCAGAGGCUGCACCAAGAACAGCUCUCCUCCUUGACGCAGGCUCACCAGGAGGCUCUGUCCAGUUUGACCAACAAAGCUGAGAGCUUGGAGAAGUCUCUGAAUAGUCUGGAAACCAAGAGGGCAGGAGAAGCCAAGGAGCUGGCCGUGGCCCAGAGGGAGGCUGAGCUGCUGCGGAAGCAGCUGAGCAAGACCCAAGAAGACCUGGAGGCUCAGGUGACCUUGGUUGAGAAUCUAAGGAGAUACGUGGGGGAACAAGUCCCUCCUGAGGUUCACAGCCAGACGUGGGAAUCAGAGAGACAGGAGCUUCUAGAAACUGUGCAGCACUUGCAGGAGGACCGGGAUGGCCUGCAGACCACGGCAGAGCUGCUGCAGGUGCGCGUGCAGAGCCUCAUGCACAUCCUCUCCAUGCAGGAGGAGGAGCUGGCCAGGAAGGUUCAACCUUCAGAUUCCCUGGAGCCCGAGUUCACCAGGAAGUGCCAGUGCCUGCUGCAGGGCUGGCGGGAGAAGGUGUUUGCCCUCAUGGUGCAGAUGAAGGCCCAGGAGCUGGAGCACAGAGGAUGCAGGGAGCAGCUGAAGGGACAGGUAGCAGAGCUCCAGGAAAGAGCUGCAGCCCAAAGCCAGGAGCAGGCCAUCCUGCAGCGCUCCCUGCAGGACAAAGCCGCAGAGGUGGAGGUGGAGCGGAUGGGUACCAAGGCCCUGCAGAUGGAGCUGAGCCGUGCUCAGGAGGCUCAGCGCCGGCGGCAGCAGCAGGCAGCCUCGGCGGAGGAGCAGCUGAAGCUUGUGGCCAGUGCUGUCAGCAGCUUUCAGACCUGGCUCCAGAGCACCAUGGCCAAGGUGGAGCGAGCCGCAGCCCGGCUGCCCAGCCUCAGCAGCCGAGUCAGCUAUGCUGUCCGCAAGGUUCACACCAUUCGGGGCCUGAUGGCUCGAAAACUGGCCCUUGCUCAGCUGCGCCAGGAGAGCUGCCUCCCACCCCCACCGGCCACAGAUGUGAGCCUUGAGUUGGAGCAGCUGCGGGAAGAACGGAACCGCCUGGAUGCAGAACUGCAGCUGAGUGCCCACAUCCUGCAGCAGGAGGUGGGCCGGGCCCGGGAGCAAGGGGAGGCAGAGAGGCAGAAGCUGAACGAAGUCACCCAGCAGCUGGAGCGGGAGCUGCAGCGGACCCAGGAGUCCCUGGCCAGUGUGGGGCUGCAGCUGGAAGCGGCUCGUCAGGGCCAGCAGGAGAGCACCGCGGAGGCCGCCAGUCUCCGGCAGGAGCUGACCCAGCAGCAGGAGAUCUACGGGCAAGCUCUGCAAGAGAAAGUGGCCGAAGUGGAAACUCACCUGAGGGAGCAGCUCUCAGAAACAGAAAGGAGACUGAACGAGGCUCGGCGGGAGCAUGCCAAGGCCGUGGUCUCACUGCGUCAAAUCCAGCGCAAAGCCACCCGGGAAAAGGAGCGGAACCAGGAGCUCAGGCGCCUGCAGGACGAGGCUCGGAAGGAGGAGGGGCUGCGGCUGACCCAGCGCCUGCAGGAGCUGGAGAGGGACAAGAACCUCAUGCUGGCCACCUUGCGGCAGGAGGGUCUCCUCUCCCGUUACAAGCAGCAGCGACUGUUGGCAGUUCUUCCUUCCCUGCUGGAUAAGGGGAAGUCUGCGGAGUCCAGCCCCAGGCCCCCAGGGUCUUCAGCACCUGCCCCUCCAGCAGCGGCAGCCUCCACCAGGGAGUCCAUAAAAGGAUCCCUCUCUAUCCUGCUUGAUGACCUGCAGGGCCUGAGUGAGGCCAUUUCCAAAGAGGAAGCUGUUUCUCAAGGAGACAACCAGAACUCUCCUGCUCCAGUCUCCUGCUGAGUAGCCGGGCGGGUGCACUGAGCAGCUGGGAGCUCAAGGGGGGCCGGGAGGCUCGUGGAGAAGUGGGGUGGUGGUGGGGGGCCAGCCCAGCCCUCUUCCCCAUCCAGCUGCCCUCGGGACACCAGGCACCAAGAUGUCUGUGAAUUCUGCUGUGGCUCAAUAAAGAUGACUACAGUAGGAGCCGUUGUUUGGACAUGUUAUCUCUGGGAAUAUAAGGGAAGUCUCUCUUCAGGGGAGUGUGAGAAGUGGUCCCACACACAGCUCUCUCUCUAGAUGGUACCUCUUUCAAAACUCCUUUCCUAGGCUGCUUGGGAAGUUUUUUGAGAAGCUCCAGGUUUUCUUUAUUCUCAACUUUUGUUUUAAAACUCUUUUUACUGCUCAGGGUGGGCCUGGUGGCCUAGUGGUUAAGUUCACGUGCUCUGCUUUGGCGGCCCAGGGUUUGCAGGUUCAGAUCCUGGGCGUGGACUGACACACAGUUCAUCAAGCCAUGCUGUGGCGGUGUCUCACAUACAAAAUAAAGGAAGAUUGGCACAGAUGUUAGCUCAGUGACAACCUUCCUUAAUCAAGAAGAGGAAGAUUGGCAGUAGAUGUUAGCUCAGGGCCAAUUUCUUCACCAAAAAAAAAACUCUUUACCUCUGGAAGAUGAUCAGUGCCAGGGAUGAGGAUGAUAAAGCAUUCACUCGUUCAACGGGAAUCUUAGAGCCAGGUGGUGUCCUAGCUCAAGGCUACAGUGGCAGCUGACAGGCAGGUCCCUGCUCCCAUGACGCAUCCAUCCUAGUGGGACAGACAGAUGAUGGACAAGUACCUCAAUGAAAGAGCAUUUCAGACAGUAGCAAGUGCUAUGAAGAGAAAAUAAAUUACAAUGAUGAGAUAGAAACUGACUCUGUGGGUAGGGGCAGCAUUAGAUGAGGGGAAAGGCCUCUCUGAAGAGGGGACGUUGUGCUAAGACCUUAGUGGAGUGAGGAGCAAGCUGUGUGACCACCUGGGAGAAAAGUUCCUGCAGAGGGCAGGAGGGAGAGUGAUGGGGGAGAGGCCUCCCUCCUCUCCAGCCUGGAGAGGCUGCAGGGAGAGGCCAAGACCUGGCAGGGUUUGGAUUUUCUUCUAAGUCAAUAGAAAGCCCUUGGAGUACUUUUUAAACAGGGAAGCAGCCACACAGCUAGAUUUAUGUUUUUAAGAGAUCCCUUGGCUGGCUGUGGAGGCCAGGUUUGGGUGUGGGAAAGGGAUGAAGAGUGGGAGCAGGGAGACCAAUUAGGACAGUGU